AUGCCUUCAAUCACUAAUAUUCACAAACGCCACGCCUAUGGCAAAGAUGCCCAUACCUACUACCCGGUUCUUAUAGUCGGAGCGGGAGAAUCAGGGGUGGCGAUGGGCUGCCGUCUCAAAGAGGUGCUGGGGAUCGACCAGUUCAGAAUAUUUGAACGACAAUCGGGUAUAGGAGGCACUUGGUGGAUUAAUCGGUAUCCGGGUGCCGCCUGUGAUAUACCUGCCCUAUUCUAUUCCUUCUCUUUUGCCCCAAAGCAAAAUUGGUCUACGUUGCAUCCCUCUGGCCCAGAGAUUGCCCAAUAUCUUGCCGAUGUUUGUGAGGAAUAUCAGAUCGUCGACAAAAUCCAGUUCAAUACAGAUGUGAAGCAGCUCCGGUGGGUUGAAGAAGAUGAAGAAUGGGAAGUCAUUCUGUCUCAUCUUGUCCCCGGUACUGGUGAUCUAUCUUCGUAUGACCGGGAGCAGCUCGCCAUUCAAGAAGGUCCAGAACGGGUCUUUAUCAAAACUGAGAUGGUCCGAGCCAAGAUCGUUGUCAGUGGCGUGGGUGGGUUGGUUGAGCCAAAGACAUGGCCCGGGGAUAUUCCUGGCUUCGAGGAAUUCCAAGGAUAUAUCAUGCACACGGCUCGGUGGGACGGCGAUAUUGACCUACAGAACAAAGAUGUGAUCAUUCUUGGUUCUGGCUGCAGCGCCGCCCAAGUAGUCCCCGAGCUAGCUAACCCAGAAGCAAACGUGCGCUCCAUCACUCAGAUCAUGCGCACUCCUCCCUGGGUUCAGCCGGAUCUCCUGCCUCCAGAAAUGCUUGCCAUGUGGGAAAAAUGGAUGCCGAUGUUGAUGGCAAAUGUUCCAGGCCUGACACGUCUUUUGCGCAAGACUAUGUUCCUAAUGUGCGAACAUAACUUCCUUUCAAUUUUCACAGACACAGCAUACAGUAAUUGGCGACGUCCACGGAUGGAAAAGGCAUUCCUGGAGAAUAUGCGCAGAUUAGCACCAAAGGAAUACCAUGAAAUCCUCACUCCAAACUACAGUCUUGGCUGCAAGCGCCGUAUAAUUGAUGGCACAUGGUAUCGCAGCUUACAUGCACCAAAUGUGGAGCUGACGACACAGCCACUAACCCGUGUCCAUGCGAAGAGCGUGACGCUAGGACCGGGAAACUAUUUUUCUUCCAACACCGAGCUCAAGGACGAGAUUCGAGAAGUCCCAGCCGAUGUAAUUAUUCUGGGCAAUGGCUUUGCAACCAAUCAAUGGCUUCAUCCAUUGAAAGUCAUUGGCAAAGACAGCAAGAAUAUGGAAGAUGUUUGGGCGGAGCGCGGCGGAGCCCAAGCCUACCAGGGAAUUGCAAUGGAUAGUUUCCCGAACUUUUUCAUGAUUUUCGGACCGAACACGGCGACUGGGCAUAGCAGUGUGAUACUUGCGACAGAAAAUGCGGUCAAUUACUCCCUUAAGUUCAUCAAGCCGAUUUUGAAGGGGCAUGUCAGCUCCUAUGAAAUCAAAGAGAGUGCCGAACGCGCCUGGACCAGCCGGGUGCAGGACCAGCUACAGAAGACUGUCUUCCGUCGUGGCGUGUGCUCUAGCUGGUAUAUCACUGCAGACGGCUGGAACUCGUCAACCUAUCCCUGUGAAAGCGAUGAGUCAGCCACGAAUCUGGGGAACGGCAAACCCCGCGAGGAAUUUCUCCGCACUCGGUCGCCGGCAUUUCUCCCCAGUUUCCAUCUGCGGUGGUCUAGCAUAUGGUGUGUGAUGGCUUCAGAAUCGCCUCAGAUCGAAAUGACUCCGCCUCAGAUUGGCCCCGGCGACCAGUCCGCUACUCCGACCACCGACACAGCCAAGAGGAAGGCGGAACAAAGCAACGGAACGCAUACGCGCGCAAAGCGGAACCGUUAUAUUUCCAUUGCAUGCAACGAGUGCAAACGCCGCAAGAUCAAGUGCAAUGGACAGGUUCCAUGUCAACGUUGCGGUCACCUCAACUUAGAAUGCCGAUAUGCGCCCAAUUGUUGCAAUAAUAAUUUCAAGGACUCCGAGGAAUUCCGGUCAAUGACAUCUCAGAUCACCACGCUACAAGAACAAGUCAAUAGCCUUUUUAGCAAUUUGAAUGAACUUCGCGUUCAAAAACCAUCAUUCGAGUCCCCACCCUUUGACCACGUCUCGCGCGAUGGCUCCCAGUCUGUUUUCACUCCUAUGCGUACGGGGAUGCCGAAGGCUCGAUCGCGGCACCCCCGUUUCCAUGGUCCUACCAGCUCAGCGUUCAACUUUGAUGUUGCCAAAUCUAGCCUUCAGAGUAUGGGCAUUACGCAGCCAGAGGACGGGAUCCCAGAUGAUCUGACAACCGCGCACGUCACACCCGCAGGCUCCCCGCCUCCUCAUCUUGGACUUCUCGUUCCUACCAUCCACCCUACCAAGGAUCCAAUCUGGACCAUCCGCCGCGAUGAGGCUGUGCGCCUUUGCACAGUCUAUGAAGAAGAAAUAGGCAUUAUGUAUCCUGUGGUGGAUAUCUCCAGAAUUACUAACCAAGCAAAUCUGCUAUACACCUUCAUGGAAGCUGCUACGCGCACGGGAUUCGCACAGCGUGGUCUUCCAGGUCCUGACAGCCUUCAUGAUGAUAGCACUAUUAUCCUGAAGCUGAUUCUCGCAACCACGCUGGUCGUGGAAGGAGGUGGCCAAAGUGAGCUUGGGCAGCGGCUCUUCCUAAGCGUCAAGCCGGUGGUUGAAUCCAAGUUGUGGGAUCCUUAUGACAUUAAGAAUAUUCAACUUUUUACCAUCGUGGCUACUUAUCAUUUUCAUACCGAUGACGAUGCAAUGGCCUAUCGAUUAAUUGGCCUUGCAGCAAGGAUGUGCCUGGAGAUGGGGCUUCACCGACGAGACGCUCUUGUCAAGUCAUUUCCCAAUGAGGACCAGUGGACCGAGAUCACUCGGAUCUUCUGGACUGUCUACAGCUUGGACAGGCGAUGGAGUUUGGGGACAGGGCUACCAUUUGUUAUCCAGGAUGAGGACAUUGACCCUAACCUACCAGAGCCGGAUGCAUCUUUGCCUUAUCUAAGAUGCAUGAUCUCGUACAACCGGAUCAGCUCCAAGAUCUGGUACUCUGGUAUUGGCUCAGAAGGUACAACUGAUAUCCGUCGCGAUGAAAUUGGUUAUUUGGACUACCAAGUCCUUCAGUGGUAUAAGCAAAUUCCAGAUGAGCUCAAGUUCUACCCGGUAGAGUCUCCGAAGAAUGGAGAGUCCGCAAGCCGAGGGAUGCGACGCCUACGAGUCUUGCUAUACUUACGCAUGAAUCAACUUCGAAUUUUAAUCUACCGUCCGGUACUUCACUCUUCCGCUAGCAUUAUGGAAGAUCGUGGUCAUGCCCAGACGGUGGUAGAUGUUGCUAAAGACACUGUUCGGGUCCUCACCCGGUUGAAUCAGAUGUCCGAUAUCUACCGCACACAACAGAUCACAUUCAACUACUUCCUUGUCGCAGCAUUGGCAGUUCUGUUCCUUGCUGUGUGUCACGCACCGGCUGACUUUAACCGUCAAGUGCGAGAUGAAUUCUAUAUGGCACUGGAUCUGAUCAACGGAUUCAGCACCAAGUCUUAUGUUUCGAAGAGACUCUGGAAGACCAUCAAAGGUCUUCGGAAGAUUGGUGAGAAGCUGGGUGUGUUUUCUCGUCCGUUUGGUCCGGAAGGGAAUGAUCCUCAUUCCAAUGCUGCCGUCGCCAUGGCGGGCCUGGCGGGCCAUUCGAUUGACGAUCUGUCAAUGUAUGGACCUAUGAACGGGGUCCAUGAACUCGGCAAUAGCCCUCUGAAUGGAGUCCAAAUGAGCCACGAACUGACGAACCUUUUCGAGGCUGUGGGGGCCUUUGGCAGUUUCAUGACUAGUACUAGUGGUCCUGACAGCAUCAAUGGGUUUGUUGGCGCGGAUGGAGAAAUGCAGAACACCGGGGAAGGAUUAUCGGGGAUCCUAGGAGGCGAUGAGGAAUUUUCUCGCAUAAUUCGCGAUCUCUUCUGA
This is a messenger RNA of Penicillium macrosclerotiorum, 3978 nucleotides long. Its product is annotated as transcription factor domain-containing protein. Lineage: Eukaryota; Fungi; Ascomycota; Eurotiomycetes; Eurotiales; Aspergillaceae. Gene Ontology annotation, molecular function: DNA binding; zinc ion binding; DNA-binding transcription factor activity, RNA polymerase II-specific. Gene Ontology annotation, biological process: DNA-templated transcription; regulation of DNA-templated transcription. The transcript has 8 exons. Bases 1 to 3978 code for a protein of 1325 amino acids. The record is from RefSeq and is a predicted model, not a curated record.